AGACGUAGGUGCGGUUAGAUGCGAGAAUAAAAUAUAUAUAGAUAUCCACGUACCAUGUACACAACAUACCAUUAAAUAAAAGGCUUUUAAUUAAUUGCGUAUAAUCGAUAUACAGACAAUAUUAUUGUUAUAAAUUCAGUAGCGUUUGAAAAUCGAUCGUUAUUCCAAGACGAUGAGUAUGUAACAAGCAUUACUUUCCACCACUUGACUUCUUAACCCGUGGAGCGCGAUGUAAAUUACUUAAUUCGCGUUUUCAAUUAGAAGAAUAGAAGCAGCAGAGCGAAUAUUGAACUUCUUAACUUUAUAUACAUACGACAAUAACGAGACGUUAUUCUCUCAAACUGACAAUGAGUUUAUAAAGAGCACCAAUUAGAAGUUGCGCGAAUAAUUUUUUAAUUUACUAUUGUUUUUCCCCAAGUGAAUUUGAAAUAUGUGCAAACGAAGCUGGAUUACCGUCAUUAUGACCGUUAUUUUCGGUUCAAAUUUAACUUCUUCUGUAAAAAUAACACGAUUUCACGUUCCCAGUAAAGUUAGUCACAGUGCUCUUUUAGACUGCAAAUACAAUUUAGAAGGCGAACAAUUAUAUGAUGUUACAUGGUAUAAAGACGAUCAGCAGUUUUUUAGGUGUAGACCAAACGGCGAAAUUAUUACAUAUGUUAUAGAAGCAAUUAAAUUAGAUUAUUCAGAAAAUGCUAUCCUAGGAUCUUGUCAAGUUACCUUAAUGGCCCUUACGCCAAAAUCUUCGGGAAUUUACAAAUGCGAGGUCAUUUCGGAAGGCCCAACAUUUAAUUCUGAUUCGAAAUCCGUAUAUCUCGAUGUUGUAGAUGCACCUUUAAUUCAAGAACAUCUUUUUACUGGAUCGUCGUCUAUAAAUAGGCACAAUGAGAGUGAUGAACUUCCAUCGACUUCAGAUCGAUCUGGAUCGACAAGCGGAUUGUCCUUUCCACAUCUUACAAAUACACUUUUAUUUAUGUACCAACUUUAUAAAUUAUAUUUUAAUCAUUAAACAAGCAAUUUUCAUAAAGCUGUAUUUAAUUCUUCAUACUAAUACUUACAUCAAAACUUUAACAUCUGCAAUUGAGCCAAUAGCAAGUUAAGGUGUAAUUACAUACAUCGUUGUUAGAGAUCUUUACGAAAACCUUUUUAUAUUUGUGAUGAUUCCCCUUACAUGAACAUCCAUAUGUUUAUCGAGAUGGUCUUUCACAGAAAACCUAUUUUGACACACCUGACACUUGUACACUUCAGUAUGGAUGCGAAAAUGUCUAGAUAAGUCCGCUUUUUGGACAAAAAAUUUACUGCAAAUGGGACAUUCAAAUGGACGUUCGCCCGCCUGCAAUGUAUGAUGACUCAUUGAAUCACCUCUGAAAAUUAUAAAAAUUUAUUUAAUAGUAUGAAAUAUGCAGUAGCAAUUAAACGCAAAAUCAACUAUAUAUUCUAGUAAUACUAAAAAUUUUGCCCACUCCAAGUGAUUACACUCACUGCCCAAUCUAAAGUGACGAACUUUUGACUUUAAAUUAACAACAAUAACAUUAACAAAUAAAUAUAUAUUUGAACAAUUCCUACUUAACUGAUAUAGCCUUCCAACUCUUUUGCGCUUGUUAAUUUCUUCACGGUGCCUUUCACGAUAUCUCUGUUGUCU
Molecule: messenger RNA, 1639 nt
Organism: Agrilus planipennis (emerald ash borer)
Lineage: Eukaryota; Metazoa; Arthropoda; Insecta; Coleoptera; Buprestidae
Exons: 5
Coding region: 431-1006 (191 amino acids)
Source: RefSeq, a predicted model, not a curated record